CAUGUGGCGGCGGCAGUCAUGGCGCGCGCCCGCCUCGCGGCGCUGCUGCUGGCGUCCCUCGCCGCGCUCGUCGCAUCAGUGGAGGAGGAGUGCACAGACUGGGAAGGCAAGUCCAUCCCUCACGGACUGCUCUACGUGCCAGGCCCUGGCGUGUGUUCACUGUGCGUGUGCUACCACUCUGAACCCAUGUGGUGCAAGGCUAUCUACUGUGACCCGCCUUAUUUCUGCAAGAACUUCAAGGUGGGCGAGCGAUGCUGCGAGUUCGAGUGUCUGGACCCUCCAGGGGAGGACACCAGGUACCGCGAGCGGCAGCGGCUGCGGGCCCUGAUCCUGGCUGGAAACUCCUCGGCCACCCACCUCGGACCUUCGCCAGAAGUCAAAGCGGGGAUAUCACUACUAGCCGUCGCUGUGGCUAGACUUGUAUGAAAUUCAUUGGGAAUUAAGGACGGAUGCGUCUAGUUUUGUGUUGGGUGCUGUAGGUUUGGGUGGUGGUGCUGUAGGGUUUAAGAUGCGUCUCUGAUAGCCACAGGCUGUGCUAAUAUGUAAUUUCAGCGAUCUAAUGAGAAGAGGUUUAGAAAAAACGAGUGAUCGGUGGUAGGAUCUAGAGUUGCGGCACAUGGAUCUAGAUUAGUAAAGGAAGUGCUUCAGAAGGUAAAUCAGAACAAGAAUGCAAGAAACUAAUUCUGUAGUUCUAUAUUUGGGAAUUAAAAGCCUAUACGUACCUGAUGAGUAGAGCCGAAGCAUGGAAAGGUAUUAUUUGGACAUUGGUUUGACCAACUAACUGAGGGACAAUUUUGAUGUGGCCUAUACAUAAAUGAUUGUUAAUAUAACCGUACCUUAUAAUUUUAAUGUGUCAUCUGCCUUAUUUAUGUUUGUAAUAUAAAUUAAUAACAUUAAUUUCCUAGACCGUGAUAAAGAACAUGAAUUAUGAAUAAAAUUAUCGGACCAAUUUUAAGUAACCCAGUAGUUUUGUGUGACGUUGUCGUUUUCGGUUCAUUAAUUUCCGUGUUAAAUGUGCUGUGUCCGGUAGAUUUAUACAUACUCGAUAUAAAUAGGUAACUACUAUGCUAACUGAGGCUUAGAUACCAAAGACUCGGACCCUAGUGUGCAAAAUCAGCUUAGCAGAAAUGGCAUAAGUAUAUUUUACCCGACAUGGUAGGUAUGUCACUAUUAUGUAGG
This is a messenger RNA of Plutella xylostella (diamondback moth), 1179 nucleotides long. Its product is annotated as integral membrane protein DGCR2/IDD. Lineage: Eukaryota; Metazoa; Arthropoda; Insecta; Lepidoptera; Plutellidae. Gene Ontology annotation, cellular component: membrane. The record is from RefSeq and is a predicted model, not a curated record.